AUGGCUUCUUCGGCUACAGCUUUGUCUGGUCUCAGGCAUAGAAUUGAUGCUUUGGUGUCAUCCUACGAGGAUUUCAUUGGCGUUAAAGCAGUUAAAGAAGCUCAUGCUGGUGUAAUGAUGUGGGAAGAAAAGCUAAGUCAGGCACAGCUAGCUAGACGGAAUAAACAAGCAGAGAUCAAGAGUGUACAAUCUCGCUUAAAGGAAAUCCAUGCUGAGCUUGAUAGAACAAGUAGAAGCGAGGAUAAGUAUCUUCAUUUAUUAACUGAAGAGCACGCUGCAAUUAAAAAAGAACGUAUUUUAUUAGAGGAUUUUGAAGGCCUAGAAGCUGCUGAACGGGAAGCUUUCUAUCAGCUGUCGAACAGAGUACGGGCAUCACACGAAAGAGAACGAGAACAAGCGGAGAAAACGAAGUGGUGGUCAGUCAGUGCUUCGCUAAUUGGUGCAUUAAUAGGUAUUGCUGGGGCAUCUAUAGGAAACGAAUUGCGUAUGCGGCGACUGCGUGAAAUGCUACCUGUAGGUGGUGCUCAAAUGAGUGAAUUGACUCGGCUUAUUGGAGAACAGAAUACGAAGGUCACAGGUUUUAUAGCGGAGAUGCGUGAUAUCCUGAGAUUGCACUCCAUUUCUGAAGAGCCUUCACAUAAGUUGCAUUUUGAAAAUGUUAGUGCUGAGAAGGCUGUAGCUGCAAUCCGUGAAGAAAACGCUAAACUUUCUGCUCAAAUGAGUGAACUGACAAGGUUAGCACGUCUCGAAUCCAGCCUCAGUGUUGAUCCGAAUGCUGUGGUCUAUGUUGGCAGCGACAUGGAACGACUUCUGGAUCAAACAGAGAAGAAUCUCGAAUCCAGGAUGAAGCUCCAGACUCUGCUAUCAGUAGUUGCUCUAUACGCUGCAGUAGCAUUUACAAUACCCUUAAUAUUCGCCAUAUAUAGAGGAGGAUAA
Molecule: messenger RNA, 936 nt
Organism: Angiostrongylus costaricensis
Lineage: Eukaryota; Metazoa; Nematoda; Chromadorea; Rhabditida; Metastrongylidae
Source: the annotation of a GenBank genome assembly